UAAUGCCCAUUGCAGAAAAUUUGGUUGAACAGCAAGUCAGUAUUCUAAAAAUCGUUUUAAACCCGCACUCUCUGAUGAUGUUCACACCCUACUCUCAAAAGGGAAAUCUUUGUUUACAAAAUUUGUGUCAUUAGCAUAUUAAGCGAUUCAGUUUUUAAUUGAGCUAAAACAAAAAGAUCGGUUCUGAACAUUGACAGGUCAUAACACGAUUAGCUGUCCCAAUGAAUUUGAGCCCGAUCUGGCGAUUUAUUGAGUACUUUUUGUGCAACGCGGGUUUAAAAACACACAUUUCAUAAAGAACGUUUGAGCUCGUUAGCGUCGUUGCCACCCAGAAAUUUUGUAGUUUUUGAAGGCUAAUUUCUCCUUGAAUAUUACCUCCAAAGAGUCAACCAUUUCACCACAUACUAAGUUUGACAAGUUCUUUAAAUGUUUGGAGUAUCUAGCAUGGUGUCUUUGUUUGUAAAUGAAGAAAAUGUGAACAAUGACUUUAGCAGCGAUAGCUCUAUUUUGACCGAAGAUCGAGAGCCCGAUUGAGCGAGCAGUCUAGCCCCAGUAAGAAUUCCUUAGGCCUUGUGCUCGCUUACUACACCAGUUGAUAAUUUUCUAUAUUCUCAACAACUGUGUGCUUGGCGGUGUUAUGAUGUUGUAAGGGGAAAUAAUUUGUUGAUCACCGUUAGGAAUUGAAGAUGAAGGUGGCUCUUAGCGCUCAUCAGGUAGACUUGGAGCAAUUUUAAGGGAAUUUAUUUAGUGAGCCCUGAUCUGAACAAGUCCAUAUUUGUAAAAGUUAAAAAAUAUUAUUCUCAGUGAAACAUUCUGCAGGUUUGUAUUUGAAGAGCGCACAAAAUGAGGGGAUGUUAAUUUAAAAUGUUUCAGGAAAACGACCCUUGUUGUCAGAUUUUCGCAAGCUAUACAGUGGAAAACUUUAAGUAAUUCUCUCAAUAUAGGGCCUUAAACAUGAUGACUGAAUGGACUUUCAAAGAGCCUUGCACCUUUUGACAUAUCUUAAAAUGCAUGCAAUUUUGCCACCUUUUUACAGACCAUGUCAUCUUUAAUGCUAUUUUUAAGUCAAAUCUUAAUUUCAUCGAAAAAGCGAAAUUGAUUCUAGUUUGUACAGCACGUUGCAUACAAAAUGGCCGGAACCGAUCUUUCCCAGGGCAACAUAUUUUACUCUUUUGAAAGUCAUUCUUUGCUUUUAGUCCGCGCUUUAGAACAAAUUUUUUAAAUUGUCUUUCCUACCAAUAAUAAAUUAUCAGCUCAAGGGAUUAAGUCACAAAUCCCUAGGCGCAUUUUAAAACGCCAUAGCUUCCAUGUGCGCUAUCCGGGAUGCAUAAUUUUUGAGCUGAGUGUAACGCCUCAUCAAGACAGAACUAUUGAAACACCGAGCUGACCAAAGCAAAGACAUCGCCGAAUAGUAAGUUGCCACUGUUAAAAACAAACAGUUCAUUUCUUUGCUAAAACAGUUUGGAUUUUCCUUGGCAGUUUUAUCCAUAACUCACAGUGGUUAAUUAUAUUCCAUUUGUGUUAUUUCAUCUAAUUGCAGAAGUUUUUUGCGUGCCCUCAACUUGUUGCAUUGUGCAAACGUGAAGCUGAACUAAAGUGGUCAAAGUAGCCGGAUGAGUAACUUCAGAUCUGUGAACGGGCAGGAAACAUAACUACAGAACACAGCGAACGUAAACAUGGGAACAAAACAGUAAAAACAAACACAGAAGAGUCUUGCACGCAAACAAUCACGAGGACAACAACAGACUAAAAAAAACUACAGCAAGGUUUAAUAUGGCGUACCUGAAACGAUAUAAAAACGAGAGAACCCAAAUAGAGAUAAAUAUCAUAAAAGAAACUUCAACUAAAACAACUUCUGUUCGAAAGAAGAGCGAGGCUAAGAUGGAACUGAAAGGACCACCUUUUGGAUUAUACGAGAUCACAAUGUUUUGUCCGCAAGAUCAUGCCAGCUCCAUGAUGGAAUCUAGGCAAUGGCACAGCGGUACCCGCGACGGUAUCAACUACAGCUCGUUUAACCACCAAUCAGUGUUUAGUAAAACGAUCAGAGGCGGCAACGGACAUCGCGGCGGGGAAUCCUCGGUGGUAGUUGUUAAGAAAGAGAAACCUCCAUUUAUGACACCAGACUGGAUGGAGGAACGGCCAUCGCUAGAAACGAAGCGUCGAAAUCCUGAAGUCUUGGACAUCAACAUUCUGUUGAAAUAUCCCAGUGGUAACGUUCCUAAGAGGAAUGCACCAGAUCUGAGGAGAGUGCAAUAUGAGAGCACGAUUCGUCCAGAAGUCGCCAAGCGAGACAGCGCUGUUCCUGUAUUACCUGUUAAGAAAGAGAAACCUGAAUUUGUGACCCCAGAGUGGAUGGAAGAGCGGCCAUCGCCAGAAACAAAACGUCGAAAUCCUGAGGAUUUGGACAUCAACAUUCUUUUGAAAUACCCUAAUGGUUAUGUCUCUAGAAGGAAUGCGCCAGACCCAAUGAAAGUACAAUACGAAAGUACGAUUCAUCCAGAAGUCGCCAAACGAGACAAUUCGAUUCCUGUGCUAGCUGUCCAGAGAGAAAAACGUGCAUUUGUAACACCAGAGUGGAUGGAAGAGCGGUCAUCACCCGAAACAAGGCGUCGGAACCCAGACGUCUUAGACAUCAAUAGUGUGUUGAAAUAUUCUAACUGUUAUGUCCCUAAACUGGUUUCACCAGACCCGAGGAAGGUGCAAUACGAGAGCACGAUUCGCCCAGAAAUCGCCAAACGAGACAACUCGGUUCCUUUGCUACAGGAUUUUGAAGAUGAUGAUGAAGAUGAUGAAGAUGAUGAGGAAGAGGAAUAUGAUGAAUUCGAGGAAGUGAUUGUCAUCGUGGACGUCCGAAGAAAACCUGUCUGGCAUAGAGGACUUGAAUUACCUAAAGCAGAGCAACAGAAAGUUGGUGUAUCCAUCCAAGAUCUCCUCCAGCUGCCAACACGAAGAGUGAAGCGAGAAUCAGCACAGGACAAGCUUUCCAUUGAUAAUAAUAGUAAUGAUAUCACUAUUAUUGAUGAGAAAAUCGAGUCCGUGCAACGCCCCGCUGUGGUUCAGGAAGCACAGGCCUUGGCGAGUAUCUUCCAAGGCCUUUGAUUUAUUAACGUGCGAGGAGGCUUACGUGGGCCACACGCGAGAGCUGUACGAUACCCGAAUGAUCCAAAAGUGAGCGCCCCCGCAGGCUGGUUAUUUGUAUACAAGUAUUGUUUGUAAUUCCUACAAUGCACGAGAGUGAGAAUAAUAAUUAUUUAUAAGGAAAUUUGCAUAACGAAACAGCCUCUAUGAAGAUGUAGCCAGCCUUUUCACAAAAGGAGACGGAAUCGUAUCACGGACGACGAUUUUUUGGCUACACGCAGGCACAUGUAACUUACAAAAUUGUUUAACUAAAGCCAUUAAGUGUUAAAUCCGACAUCAAGCAUUUGCGUGCAUUAGUCUCUCUAUAUAAACCAAAGCAUACAACUGUAUACACUGAUGGAACAUCAUAAAUUUGAACUCUUCUCCAUUUCAAAUUGAAUCAUCAUUUUUCGUUGACAGGUUCCAGCCAAAACAGGACAAAAAACCGUACCAUACACCAUAUAGUUAUGUAGAUUUAUGUGUAUUCACUUUCAUUAGCCUUUGGAGCAAUAAAUUGUCACUCAACAAUCUUCAUUGCAACUUGUAUUUAACUGGCCUUGUCAAAUAUUCAAGCCUGAUUAAACACUGCACACAUACUCCAGAUUUACAUUUCAGUAACAGCUUAUGAUGGAAAUUGAACUUAUCUCCGUUAAGUUUUUUCAAAAUGCUUGAAAGUCACUUUCAGAGAAUGGUGCAAUUUCCCUGGACCCAAUAGACCAUUUUACAGUUGUCUGCUCAGUGACCUGGCCUUUGUAUGGCAGCGAGGG
Molecule: messenger RNA, 3884 nt
Organism: Orbicella faveolata
Lineage: Eukaryota; Metazoa; Cnidaria; Anthozoa; Scleractinia; Merulinidae
Source: RefSeq, a predicted model, not a curated record